This is a messenger RNA of Tremella mesenterica DSM 1558, 4722 nucleotides long. RefSeq lists its product as uncharacterized. Bases 1 to 4722 code for a protein of 1573 amino acids. The record is from RefSeq and is a predicted model, not a curated record. The transcript is spliced from 5 exons. NCBI's taxonomy places the organism in Eukaryota, Fungi, Basidiomycota, Tremellomycetes, Tremellales, Tremellaceae.
AUGAUCCCUCGCCACCCAUUCGGUCCUCCUCCCCUUCCCCCUCCCCCUCCCCCUCCUCAUUCUCAAUCUCAAUUGAAUCAUCCUGGAUAUUAUAACAAUCCAUAUCCUACAUAUCCUCAUCCUCAUCAUCAUCGACCUCAUCAUCAUACACAUAUCCACUCUCUUCCUCAUCAUCCUCAUUCGAACUCUCACCCUCAUCAUCCCCAUCCCCAUCCUCAAUCGAAUCCUCACCCUCAUCAUCAUCCUCAAUCCAAUUCGCAUCUUGAUCGUCAAUCGAAUCUGCACCCUCAAUCGAAUACGGAUCCGAAUCCGAACUCGCAUCUUCAUCCUCAAUCGAAUCCGACUCCGAAUUCUGAAUCGACUUCGAAUCCGAAUCCGAAUCCUCAAUCGAAUUCCAACUCCAAUUCGGACACACAACCAAAUCCCAUCAUCCCACCUUACAUCCCUGGUAUCUCUGGGAAUCCUUCAAUGUUAUUACCUCCCAUAACAGGUAUGUUCGGACAUACUAUGAAUCAUCCUUUUACGAAUAACGUUCGACCGGACGUACUUAAUCAUCCUUCGGUCGGUCAUGCGGAAUCGGAUAGGACUGCGGAUGCCGUUAGACCGGAUGUACUUGAUCAUCACUCGUCUGGGAUGGAGUCUAUCAUCCGACCGGAUAGUCCUGAACAUCACUCAUCUGGGAUGGACUCUAUCGUUCGACCCGAACUACCUGUCCCUCUCUCAUCUGGAGAAAAAGAAAUUAUCAAGAAAGACCAAGUGGUCAAACCGAAUAUUGAUGUCGCCACUUUGGACGAACCUUAUCCUUGCGCUUAUAUCCAUCCUAGUGCAUAUGAGAAUGGUCAUUAUAAAUCUGGACCUCAAAUGAAGAGGGAGGAAGAUAAAUCCAACGACUUAGCGGUGGAUAAUCUACCUGUCCAAUCGACUAACUCUGUCAUUCAGAGGAAAGCAGAUCACGGGUUUCAUUUGCAAGACUCAAACAUCGACCAGAAAGAUGUCAACCAAGAGAAAAACCGAGACCAAAACCAAGAGAAAAACAAUGUGAAUGAGGAUACUGUGAAAGUAGAAACUCCAAGAAUUUCCACACAAGAUAAAGGCAAAAUACCCAUGUAUAAAAUCAAAUCCGAUCACCGUCGAGAAUCUAUAAACUCCCUCAUACAUCUUCAAAACGUUUCUUCCUCCGAAGAUGAACACGCCAUCAUUUCACGUCCACUACCGGAAAUCGUAGAUGUUAGCAGGUCUGGAAUAUCUCACGAAGGACUUCAGAAAACUACCACAAAUCUGGUCGAUCAAAAGAAAUCUUACUCCGGGAUCAAAGAAUCUUCCAAUGGUGUCGAAUCGAGUGACGAUGAACCUAUUCCCGAUUGUCUACUCUCCCGACUCCCAGGUUCACCCCCAUUGAUGCGUAAUCAAUCAACAGACUCGACGGAUAAAUCUAAAUGGACUUAUGUGGAGAGUUGCUCUGAUUUCUCUGAAGAGAGUGAGAGGGAGAUGGAUAGUGAGAUUGAUAAUGCUAGUCAUGUGGCUACUAAAGAUCGUGACGACGUACAUACACCCUACGUCCCGUUGAAUCAAAAUCUAAUCAAUGGAGACGACGUAACUUCUGAGAAACCAUGGAAUACCUGGCAAGACUUCCUGGGAAGCGAGCGUCUCGACUCGAAGUCAGAGAGAGGACUUACUGAUCAGAGUCAAAUGUAUCCCCUUCAUCCGAUGUACUCUCGUGUGCCACGGGCCUCUGCCAUGGUUGAUGGAGCAUGUCUCAGUCUCUCGGAAGGGGUGAUGGGAGGGGAUGAGAUUGCCAAACCCAUCGAUGAUGUCCCUGUACGAUCUCUCCCCGAAAUCGUAAACUCCGCACAAACAGCAAUAGUUUUGGAAAAUAAGGAUACCUCCACAAACAACGUUCCCGUGAAUCCCCCUGGCGUUAAACUCAGAGACCAUCUGAUCAAGUCGGUUCCCAUGGGAGCGAGGCCAAUCACAUUACCACAGAAUCCAUCCAAAAAACGUGAUCGGCCCAGUACUCUCCCAGUUGCAAUCGCUUCGUGUAAAGAAACGAAUGCCAACAAUGACGUCUUGAAAAAACAUAUUGCGGGAUACGUCAAGUCCACUACGGAAUGUCUUCAAGAAAUCACCAAGCAACUUGAAAAUCUUCCAAUUCAUGCGAGGGAUAUCAAAUGUACCAUCCAAAGUUCGUUAAAUCUCGACUCUGCCUUGGACAAUAAACCAAGGGUAUCAUGCGUAUCCAAUUUCUCUGUGUCGACCACUCCUCCCAGGACCACAUCGACCACUCCUUCGACCACUUCUUUCGAGCAUAUGGGAGACUCGGACGAAGAUGACUUGUUGGAUUUUUCGUCCGCUUCCGGUGAACCUGAUGCCCACUCGACCCAUACAACACCAGUAGCUCGUUCGGCUUAUGGUCUAGCACCCGCAGAUGUAGAAGCUGAAGCAAUCACUCCUGUCCUUCCGACCACACCGAAGAAGGAGCACCGUGAUACUUCUGUCGGACCCAUGAGUCCGGUGGACGAAGAGAGAUUCAUCAAUAGACUCUUGGAAAAUCCUACCAAUACUUCGGCCACUACGACCUUGUUGAAUAUCCUGAAAGAUGAACAUGUUCAGUUGGAUUCGGUCUUGGGGCUCAAACUAUUGGAUCUCGCGGCGGAUCUACGUCUUGGUGGAAGUCACGAUAUGACAUCUCCAUUUCGGAAACGAGGAAAACAAUCGAUGUCAACCCAAACUAAAAAAGACCGAAAGUGUAAAAAGGAUCCGUUUGUGGAGAUAUCCAAAAAACUCGAGUCAGAGGAAAUCUCCAACAUUGACAAGAAGUCUUGUCCUUCUAAGAGGGAGGAAUCGAAGAAACACAAAGAUAUCACCGAGAGCGCAAUCACGAAAACUAUGCUCAUGGAAAAGUUGAAUGAAUUCGUACCUACUUUGAACGCCAUCGCUUCUGCUGUAGGAUUGAACGUUGUGGAUGAAGUGGAAGAUGGAAGUGCAACGGUGGAAACGAAACAUCCCUUUGAUAAAUCCUCGAUAUCUCUCGCAGCAAAUUCGCAAUCCCGACAUACCCAUCUUGGUAACCCGGUACACGAGCCAACUGAGACAGUCGAACCUACCAAGAAAAAACGUGAAACCCUUACCGAAUAUCAAAAACGAAUCGAUACUGCUCGAGCGUCCACCAAGGAUAUGAAGUUUUGUGCAAGUUCGACCGGUAUCACGUCUCACGGUCAACCAAUCUCUGCGAAUUUGCAGGAUUCAAACCAACAGCCCAAACUCACGAACGAUUCGCUCUUGUCUGGAUCUACCAACAAACCUUUUGCAGAGUCUAAAUUGCCCAUGGACCCCGUCAAGAUUGAUACUCACAGAAACGGAAAGCAACCUUUACCAUCGAUUCAAAUUCCCAAUGGGAUCACCACCAUUCCCAAUAUCAACACCUCCAACCAAUCUGUCGAACCAGAUCGAGGAUUAUCUAGCUCAACUUCAGCCCCUUCUUCCGAUAGUACGAUCGACAUCACCCAUCCUAUACCCUUCAUGAAUUCUUGGCCAAAUCUACCACAAGCUCCAUUAAACGAAUCGGAAUGGGCGGAAAUGUUUGAUAUUCCACCUCCAUGGAUGAAUCCUUCACUACAAUCCAAACCAUUUGAAACUUACCAUGAUCAAUCAAGUAGGUUACAUAAUCCUAUAGAAUGGUCACCUCCUCAAUUACCAAAUCCCACUUUCAAACUUCCCAACCCUCAACCACCUUUCUUCGGAAUUGAUUCAACUCCAUUCAAUUCAUCAUUUCCUUGGUUACAUCAUGUCGAAACAAACCCAGGGUACAUACCAUGGGAUCAACCUCAUUUAUCUUUUCCUCACUUCGGACAGAACCAAUUAGGUCAAUCAUCUCAAUUCUAUCCUCAUCCUUGGAAUCAACUUCUGGGUCAGGUAAGAUCACAACAUACCGCUGGACAAUUGGAUAUGACGGAAAGGUUUGAUAGAUCUGAUCCGUUCCGUUGUAGGGAUUUAUUUAGAGGGAUGAGUUUCGUUCCUUGUCAAAUGGGUGGUGAUCAGUUUGGUCCUUUGAAUCAAAUGAGUCAUACGAUGGGACAAAAUCCUUUUUCUCAGGCUGGUCAUUCCAUGGGACCUAGUAACCCCCUACCUCAGACCGCUCAUUCCAUGGGACCGAAUAACCCACUAUCUCAGACAAUUCACUCGAUGGGACAAAAUCCUUUUUCUCAUACUGGUCAUUCGAUAGGACCGAAUAACCCCCUACCUCAAACAAAUCACUCGACGGGACCAAAGAACCCAUUACCUCAAACCCACCAUUCCAACGUUGGAGGGUCAAGAUCGACCGAUGUUCGACCAGGGGUAGGAUCAGAAGAAAGAAGAACAGGUCAACCUUAUUACGCUCCGGGGGGAAUGCCAACUUUUCCUCCCACUUUACCUCGACCAUCUGGAAUGUCGGAAAUGUCAACUAAUCCUCUCACUUUCCCUAGACCAUCAGGAAUGUCGGAAGUGCCAAAUUUCCCUCUCACUUUCCCUCGACCAGCUGGAAUGUCGGAGAUAAAUGCCUGGGUUCAUGUUCGGUCAAAGGCCGCCGUUUUGGGGGUUCUAGUCGACUUGUCUAGCAUCAAGUCCAAAGGGUAUUGUCUUGGUAAUUCCGUCCGACCGUUCGACAUUCAAGAGUUUGGAGACGCUCAAUGGGACCAGGGAAUUAUGAUUGUUUUAUACAAAGAUGGUUGGAGAUGUUUGUGA